Rhizophagus irregularis DAOM 181602=DAOM 197198 is the source of this 702-nucleotide messenger RNA. RefSeq lists its product as uncharacterized. Lineage: Eukaryota; Fungi; Glomeromycota; Glomeromycetes; Glomerales; Glomeraceae. The record is from RefSeq and is a predicted model, not a curated record.
UGAUACUUUUUUUUUUCAAAAAAUGUAAAUGACGUUUUAACAUUGAAUAAUUACGUUUCAUGAGUUCGGUACGUUAUAAUGACAUCAAAGAAAUCGAUGGGAAAAUUGUUAUAAAUAUGCUACGAAUUUUCUCCAAAAUAAAUUAAAUCAAAUCAAAUUCGAAUCAAAAAAAAAAAAUCAAUCUAAAUCUCUAUAUUUACAUUUACAAUAAAAAAAUAAACAUGUCUGAACCAUCCAGAGUCGAUGCUAACACCAAAUACUACCAAGGUGCUGUCAAGGAAACUAUUGGCAAAGCGAUAGGUAAUGAACAAAUGGAAGCCGAAGGAACAGCCAAAAAACUUGAAGGCGAAGGUGAAUAUAAAGCAGCACAAACAAAAGGACAAGCAGAAGGAUUAAAGGAUAGCGUCACUGGAACCGUAAAAGAAACCACUGGUAAAGCCAUCGGUAAUCAACAGAUGCAAGCUGAAGGCAACAUCACCAAAAAUACUGGUGAUGCAAAGAAAGAAGCUCACAAACAUUAAAUCCAUUAAAUUAGGAAUUAUUUAUUUUUUUUUAUUAUUAUAUGAAAUUUUUUUUUUGUUGGGGAACUUUCUAUUUUUCGCAAAAUAAUAAUACAUUGUUCUUUAUGUAUAAUUAAAAGUUCCCGGUGAUCUUUUUUAUUAUAUUUAAAUAAAAUUACUAAAUCAUUAAUGUGACCAAAAA